AUGAUCUCUGCUGAUAUCCCUGGAUACCCCAGCACUUCCUCUGAGAGUCAUCCCCUUGCAUUGAGGAAGAAGCAGCAGGCCACUGUCAAGGUUGCCCAGGCCACUAUCAAGGUUGCCCAGGCCACUAUCAAGGUUGACCAGACCACUAUCAAGGUUGACCAGACCACUAUCAAGAUUGACCAGACCACUAUCAAGACUAACCUGUGGUCCUCAGGCUUGGGGACGAAGCUGGAGGCUAUCACCCCAUUCCUGGGGAAAUACCGCCCCUUUGUGGGUCGCUGCUGCCAGAUCUGCACCCCCAAGAGCUGGGAGUCCCUCUUCCACAGAAGCAUAAUGGAUCUGGGAUUCUGCAAUGUGAUCCUGGUAAAGGAAGAGAACACCAGGUUUCGGGGCUGGCUGGUUCGGAGGCUCUGCUAUUUCUUGUGGUCCCUGGAGCUGCGCAUACAACCCUGCGGGGAUGACCCACAGAAGGUCAUGGAAAGCACUGGGGUACAGAAUGUCAUCUCAGGGAGGGCUCCAGGAGGAGCUGGGGAAGGCCAGGUGCCCAGCCUUGUGAAGAAAGAGGUACAGCGCAUCCUGGGUCACAUCCAGGCCCCGCCCCGCCCCUUCCUGCUCAGGUUGUUCAGCUGGGCAGUACUGCGGUUCCUGAACCGCCUCUUCCUGAACGUGCAGCUUCACAAGGGCCACAUGAAGAUGGUCCACAAGGCCGCCCAGACGGGCUUGCCGCUCAUUCUCCUCUCUACCCACAAGUCACUCCUGGAUGGGAUCCUGCUGCCGUUUGUGUUGCUCUCCCAGGGCCUGGGCGUGCUUCGUGUGGCUUGGGACCCCUGUGCCUUCUCCCCCAUCCUCAGAACUCUGCUGAGGAAGCUUGGGGGGCUUUUCCUGCCCCCAGAGGCCAACCUCUCCCUGGACAACUCUGAGGGGGUUCUUGCAAGGGCUGUGGUCCAAGCGGCCACAGCCCCACUGGGCCUGUGGACAGGAGCUCUGGCUGUCCUGUGGAGCCUGGGAGGCUGGCGCUGCGGCCCCCGGGUCUGCGUCCGUGUGCACCUGACCCAGCCCUUCUCCCUGCAGGAAUACACCAUCAAUUCGAGAAGCUGCUGGGGCAGUAGGCAGACCCUGGAGCAGCUGCUUCAGCCCAUUGUGCUGGGCCAAAGUACUGUCAUCCCAGACACUGAGAAGGAGCAGGAGUGGACCCCAAUAACCGGGCCCCUUCUGGCCCUCAAGGAAGAGGACCAGCUUCUGGUCAGGAGGCUGAGCCGUCACAUCCUGAAUGCCAGUGUGGCGAGCUCUGCGGUGAUGAGCAGAGCAAUCAUGGCGACGCUGCUGCUGUUCAAGCACCAGAAGGGUGUGUUCCUGUCGCAACUCCUGGGGGAGUUCUUCUGGCUGACAGAGGAAACACUGCUGCGUGGCUUUGACGUGGGCUUCUCAGGUCAGGUGCGGUGCCUGGUGCAGCACACGCUGAGCCUGCUGCAGGCGCAUGUGGCUCUGCUGCGUGUCCACCAAGGGGACUUGCUGGUGGUUACCAGGUCUGGCCCAGGCCUCAUGCACUUGGCACGCCUGAGUGCCCAGCUGCUGCCUGUCUUCCUGAGUGAGGCUGUGGGCGCCUGUGCAGUUCGGGCACUGUUAGCAGGCAAAGUGCCAGCAGAGGGGCCCUGGGAGCUGCAGGGCAUCCAGCUGCUGAGCCAGAAUGAGCUGUACCGCCAGGUCCUGCUGCUUCUGCACUUGCUGCCACAGGACAUGCUGCUGCUGCAGCCCUGUCAGUCUUCCUACUGUUACUGUCAGGAGGUGCUGGACCGUCUCAUCCAGUGUGGGCUCCUGGUGGCUGAGGAGACCCCAGGCUCCCAGCAGGCCUGCGAUACAGGGCGACAGCGUUUGAGCACCAAGCUGCUAUGGAAACCGAGCGGAGACUUUACUGAUAGUGACAGUGACGACUUCGAGGAAGCUAAGGGCCGGUACUUCAGGCUCAGUCAGCAGUCUCGCUGCCCUGACUUCUUCCUCUUCCUGUGUCGCCUGCUCAGUCCGAUGCUCAAGGCCUUCGCACAGGCUGCCGCCUUCCUCCACCAGGGCCAGCUGCCUGACACAGAGUCAGGCUAUGUGGAGCAGCUGUUCCAGUUCUUGCAGGCCACUGCUCAGGAGGACGGGUUCUUCGAGUGUGCAGACCCAUGUCUUGCCAUCAAGGCUGUGUGGACCUUCAGAGACUUGGGGGUGCUGCAGCAGACGCCCAGUCCUGCAGGCCCCAUGCUCCGCCUGUCCCCUACAUUCACCAGCCGGGACAAUCAGGAAAAGCUGGAACAGUUCAUCCGGCAAUUUAUUUGUGGCUAGAAAUGUGGGCUGGAGCCUGUAAGGAGACUUCUCAGCCCCAGAUACACAAGCCCUGGAGCCAGAGGCUGCUGCAAACCUUUGGUUGACUUAUAAAAUCUUUGAGGAUUGUCUCUUGCCGUCUCAUGCUUUCUCCAUCCUUUGGUGUAAUACACAAGGGGACUGGACUGGAAUGGACAAGUCCUCCUUCCAAGCCCAGCAG
Messenger RNA from Molossus molossus (Pallas's mastiff bat), 2521 nucleotides. It is a transcript of the gene GPAT2, whose product is annotated as glycerol-3-phosphate acyltransferase 2, mitochondrial. Gene Ontology annotation, cellular component: mitochondrial membrane. NCBI's taxonomy places the organism in Eukaryota, Metazoa, Chordata, Mammalia, Chiroptera, Molossidae. The record is from RefSeq and is a predicted model, not a curated record. Bases 1 to 2322 code for a protein of 773 amino acids. The transcript is spliced from 20 exons.